Miscanthus lutarioriparius is the source of this 1449-nucleotide messenger RNA. Lineage: Eukaryota; Viridiplantae; Streptophyta; Magnoliopsida; Poales; Poaceae. The record is from the annotation of a GenBank genome assembly.
AUGGAAGCUUACUUGCAAAAGAAGAGAAGAUGGCCUUUGUUCUUGGAUGGUAUUGAGGAGGAAGAUGGGGAAGAUGAAGUUGUGGAGGUGGCAGCAGCAGAUGUACAAGCAGGAGCAGAUGGGGGUGCAACACCAAAACCGGCUGCAAAAAAACCAAGUUAUGGGACAGCCGCCAAGAGAAGGCAUGCUACCUAUCAAUUCAAGGCUUCAAGACCUAGCAAUGUCAAUUCAACACCAAAGACACCAAAGACAACAAAGUUUGUUGUUGCUAUGCUUAGAAGAACACCUGAACAGAUAGUAGAUCAAAGGCGUGCAAAGGACUUUCAACCCACCAUUGAGUCCAGCACAAAGACUAAGGAGGAGAAGCAAUAUGUGGAUUUGCAAUGGGCACUAUGGUUCAUGGAGUGUGGUGUAUCCUUUAAUGCAGCAAAUUCAAGGCAAUUUGAGAUUGCCUUUGAUGCAUCAAGUCAAGUUCAUAGUGCAACAAUGUUAGCUGAUUUGUUACAGGAGAAGAUUGAGGACAUUGGAAAGGACAAUGUUGUUCAAGUUGUGACCAACAAUGGUGCUAACUACAAGGCUGCUGGUAAGAUUUUGAUGGAUAGUUUUCCCACACUAUUUUGGAGUCCUUGUGCUGCACAUUGCUUGGAUCUGAUGUUGGAAGAAAUUGGGAACUUGAAGGCAUUUAAGAAACCUAUUGCACGUUCUAGGCAUGUCACCACAUUCAUUUAUAGGCAUGGGAGGCUUCUUAGUGCAAUGAGGGCUCAAACAGGUGGGACUGAUCUUGUUAGGGCAGCAAAGACUCGAUUUGCCACAUCAUUUCUGACAUUGAAGAGUUUGUACAAGAAUAAGGAUGCCUUGAAGAGCUUGUUUGUUAGUGAAGCAUUGAUUGGGAACAUCUUGUGUACAACUACAGCAGUAGAAGAUUGCCUAAGAGCUUCAGCGCCACUCUUAAUUGCUUUGAGGGCUGUUGAUGGUGAUGAGAAGCCUGCAAUGCCUGAGGUCACGGCUCUAAUGAAUCAUGCAAAAGAUAGGAUAAAGCUCAGCUUCAAUAUAUCAACCAAGCAGGGCCUGCUCAAGCGUAUCAUGGACAUUAUUGAGAAGCGUUGGGUGAACCAAAUGGAGCAUCCAUUGUAUGGGGCUGCACUAUAUUUGAACCUAGGAAAAUUUUAUCCUCUUGUAAAAGCUAAUGAUGAUGCCACUGUUGGGCAGCUAAGAGGUUGUUUUAUUGAAGUGCUUGGAAGAAUGAUACCAGAUGUGGAAACACAAAUGAAGAUUAAUAGUCAUUCAAGAAAUGUUCCUGUUCCUGCUACUGAAGAUGGAGAAGAGGAAGAUGAAGUUGAAGACCCACAUGAUGAUGCGGAAGUGAGCGAGUGUGAAGAAGAUGGCAAUGUUCCUGCUACUGAAGAAGACAAGGCUGCUGAUCCUGAUGAGUUUGAUGAUGGAUUUUGA